Molecule: messenger RNA, 1203 nt
Organism: Juglans regia (Persian walnut)
Lineage: Eukaryota; Viridiplantae; Streptophyta; Magnoliopsida; Fagales; Juglandaceae
Exons: 2
Coding region: 1-1203 (400 amino acids)
Source: RefSeq, a predicted model, not a curated record
AUGUAUCAAGAAUUCAUUGCACUGCAACAAAAUCAGACGUGGAGCUUAGUCCCUCCUCCUCCCAUGGCAAACAUCCUUGUUGUCGCUGGGUGUUUCGUACCAAAACCAGAGCUGAUGGUUCUUUCGAAAGAAGAUAAACACGACUGCAAAAUUUAUUUUUUGGUGUAUGUAGAUGACAAUGUCAUCACAUCUUCACAUUCCUCUACCAUUAAUAGUCUUAUUUCAGCAUUGGGACGUGCUUUCCUAGUAAAGGACCUCGGUGAUCUUUCCUUUUUCCUUGGAGUUGAAGUUGAUCACACAGCACACGGCUUGAUUCUCUUUCAAGGACAGUACAUCAAGCAACUGUUAACCGGUAGCAAAAUGCUUCACACUAAACCCAGCAAUUCUCCUAUGGCUGCUAAUCUCAAACUUUCCAAGUUUGACUCACCAGAUUUUGAAGAUGCUACACUUUAUCGAAGCAUAGUUGGGGGCCUCCAAUAUCUGUCCUUGAACAGACCAGAUCUCUCUUUUGCAGUCAACAAAGUGUGCCAAUUCAUGCACACACCUAAAGCUUCUCAUUGGACUGUUGUGAAAUGUAGCUUACGAUACUUGAAAGCAACCAUCAACUAUGUUCUGCUCUUCAAGCCUCAAACUGAUUUUUCUCUUCAAGCAUAUUCUGAUGCUGAUUGGGGGGGUUGUCCGGAUGAUCGCCGAUCAACUAGAAGAUUUUGCAUUUACUUGGGUCAUCACUUAAUAUCAUGGAGUUCAAAGAAGCAAAGCACAGUGGCACGUUCUUCCACUAAGGCCGAAUACAAGUCCCUUGCUUCCUUAGCAGCAAAGGUUAUUUGGUUGCAAACAGUACUUCAUGAACUAGGUGUCUUCCUUUCCACAGCUCCUACUUUAUGGUGUGACAAUAUUGGAGUAAUAUAUCUAUCAAUGAAUCCUAUCUAUCACUCAAAAACAAAGCACAUGGACAUUGAUUUUCACUUCGUUAGAGACAGGGUUGCGGCAAACACCUUACAAGUUCAAUUCUGCAGUUCACAAGACCAAUUGGCUAAUCUUCUUACCAAACCUAUUGUUGCUGAUCGUUUUCAUCGUUUAAGAUCGAGCCUCAAUGUGGUAGACACCUCAUUGGCCUCGAAGGGGUGUAUCAAGCUAAAUGACUCAUCUGAGACUUUACACAAACACAAGGAUGGCAUUACGGGUGGUACGGCAAUAACAUGA